Durio zibethinus is the source of this 1201-nucleotide messenger RNA. RefSeq names its product transcription factor MYB8-like. Lineage: Eukaryota; Viridiplantae; Streptophyta; Magnoliopsida; Malvales; Malvaceae. The record is from RefSeq and is a predicted model, not a curated record.
UCUGUCUAUUUGUCGGAUUUUGUCUUUGUUUUGAGGUUAGAGUGAUACCGAAGAGGCUGAGCUAGAAGGCAUGGGGAGAGCUCCAUGCUGUGACAAAGCAAACGUGAGGAGAGGCCCAUGGUCUCCUGAAGAAGACGCCACCCUCAAAACCUAUGUUGAGACUCAUGGCACCGGUGGUAACUGGAUCGCUUUGCCUCAAAAAGCUGGCCUUAAGCGAUGUGGCAAGAGUUGUCGAUUACGAUGGCUUAAUUAUCUGAGGCCAGACAUCAAACAUGGAGGUUUUACCGAAGAGGAGGACAAUAUCAUAUGCACUCUCUAUAGUCAAAUGGGAAGCAGAUGGUCUCUCAUAGCUUCUCAACUGCCUGGAAGAACAGACAACGAAGUGAAAAACUAUUGGAAUACCAAGUUAAAGAAGAAGCUACUGUCAGGAAAAUCAAGCUUCAAUAACAAUGGUUUUGUCCCUGCUAACACUAAUAUUCCUCCUCAACAAGCAGCUUCACAGCCUUGUUUACCAAAAGCUGAAACUUACAAUCUGGAUUGCUCAACUUCACAGUCUCAUAUUUCUACACCAUUGUCAAUUUCAACUGAUGUUGGUUAUGGAUUCUCUGUCAUUAGUACUCAAAACUUGCCUUUAGACCCAGUAAUGGACUUUUCUGGCCCAGAAGCAAUCACCCAUCUGUCACAGUCACGUGCAACUUUGGCGAAUAGUCACAUUGUUACCUCCUCUCACGAGCAAGCCGGCAUUUGGGAUUCUACUUUUUUGGAUACGGAGCUCAAGUCUGCCUCAAUGCCUGGUAAUGGAUAUGCUGAAGAUACCGGCAAUAUUUUGAUGGAUCAGUUCAGCUUUGAGUUUCCUUAUGAAUUUGUCAAUGGCAUUUGGAGUCAGGAGAAAACGGGCGAGGUUGUUCCAAGUUGCUAUGAUGGUUUAGCUGAUUUUUCCCAUGCUGACGUAAAGCCUCAAGGACUGAAUGAAAGUGUUGCUAAUCGAUACUGAGAGAGAAAUGGCUGGAAGUUGGCCGGAAUGGUGGAAGAAAAACUAAAAGAAAUGUGAAAGAAAAGAGAGAUACAAGAUUAUAAGAUUUUCUUUUCAAGUCAAGUAAAUGGAGCUUUAAUUAAUCUGAUGUUGAUUUUAUAGUAAUAGUUUUUAUUCUCUGAAUGCAGCCUUUAACCUUUCAAUUUUGGACCCUGUUACCGGAUAGAA